Messenger RNA from Colletotrichum spaethianum, 213 nucleotides. RefSeq lists its product as uncharacterized. NCBI's taxonomy places the organism in Eukaryota, Fungi, Ascomycota, Sordariomycetes, Glomerellales, Glomerellaceae. The record is from RefSeq and is a predicted model, not a curated record. The transcript is spliced from 2 exons. The coding region runs from base 1 to 213 and encodes 70 amino acids.
AUGAACUCCGGUGAAAGACAGUUGGUACCGCAGACGGACGCCGUCAUGUUGACGGAGUACCUUGCGAGCAGGGCGUUGACAGUGACAGAGACGUUGACGGCUGUGGCUAGUGGCAGCAAUGACGCAGCUAAGGACCGCCUUUAUGAGAAGACGCGGCAGGUCGACGCAUUGUUGCAGCAGCUUAAGCAGGCUGGGGAUAGGAACCGGCCAUGA